GGUGGGAGGGUCGUGACGCAGCGAGUUUCAGUCGUGACUUUCUCGGGGGUAUCUCGGCGUCCUUUAUUUUUUCCCCUUAAAGUAAAACGUCUCCCGACGCCCGCCCGCGCAUUUCGGGAGCACGGGCGGCCGCUGCCCCGGGAAGGGUGGCACUGACGCGAGCCGCAGCGAGGGCCGGUGGUGGCGGUCACGUGGGCGUGUUUGGGGGCGGGGCCGUAGGGCUGUUCCGGGCGGUUGGGCGCGCGAGCGAGGAGCCCAGGCAGCCGCGCCCGCCCAACCGCCCCGCCCCUGGAUGCCGCUCUGCCCCGGCACGGCCGCCGCCGAUCGCUGCACAGGAGCCGCCGCUGCCGCCGCGGUUGAUGUGGUUGGUCCGGGGCUGAGGAGGCCGCCAAGAUGCCGCAGUCCAAGUCCCGGAAGAUCGCGAUCCUGGGCUACCGGUCUGUGGGGAAAUCCUCUUUGACGAUUCAGUUUGUUGAAGGCCAAUUUGUUGACUCCUACGAUCCAACCAUAGAAAACACUUUUACAAAAUUGAUCACAGUAAAUGGACAAGAAUAUCAUCUUCAACUUGUAGACACAGCUGGGCAAGAUGAAUAUUCCAUCUUCCCUCAGACGUACUCCAUAGAUAUUAAUGGUUAUAUUCUUGUAUAUUCCGUUACAUCAAUCAAAAGUUUUGAAGUGAUUAAAGUUAUCCAUGGCAAAUUGCUGGACAUGGUGGGGAAAGUACAAAUACCUAUUAUGUUGGUUGGAAAUAAGAAAGACCUGCAUAUGGAAAGGGUGAUCAGCUAUGAAGAAGGGAAAGCGCUAGCAGAGUCAUGGAAUGCAGCUUUUUUGGAAUCUUCUGCUAAAGAAAAUCAGACUGCUGUUGAUGUUUUUAGAAGGAUAAUUUUGGAGGCAGAAAAAAUUGAUGGAGCUGCUUCACAAGGGAAGUCUUCCUGCUCGGUGAUGUAAUUCUUCCACAGAACCUGAGGACACUGGGAGUCUGGCCUACCUGGAGCAGCAAACUGCUCGUCAUCUGAGACAAACUGCUUCUUUCUUCUUAUGUUAACCUGAAAGAUUUCAUUUGGGUCAGAGCUUUUUCCCACCCCCCCCACCCCCUUUCAGAUUAUGUUAAACUCUGACUCUGUCCAAAUGAGUUCACUUCCAUUUUCAAAUUUUAAGCAAUCAUAUUUUCAAUUUAUAUUGUAUUUCUUAAUAUUAUGACCAAGAAUUUUAUCGGCAUUAAUUUUUCAGUGUAGUUUGUUGUUUAAAAUAAUGUAAUCAAAAUGAUACAUAUUGUUACACUACUAUCAACUAGGCUUGGAUAUAUCAGUGUUUCUUUCAUUGUGUUAAAUGUAUACUUGUAAAUAAAAUAGCUGCAAACCUUAA
Manis javanica (Malayan pangolin) is the source of this 1365-nucleotide messenger RNA. RefSeq names its product Ras homolog, mTORC1 binding (gene RHEB). Gene Ontology annotation, molecular function: GTP binding; GTPase activity. The record is from RefSeq and is a predicted model, not a curated record. Lineage: Eukaryota; Metazoa; Chordata; Mammalia; Pholidota; Manidae. Gene Ontology annotation, biological process: signal transduction. Gene Ontology annotation, cellular component: membrane.